This is a messenger RNA of Knipowitschia caucasica, 312 nucleotides long. The record is from the annotation of a GenBank genome assembly. NCBI's taxonomy places the organism in Eukaryota, Metazoa, Chordata, Actinopteri, Gobiiformes, Gobiidae.
AUGGCUGAAGCCAUUGUGAGUGGCUGCAUAGAUGUUGGAAGGGCUAGGGAUGAAGAAGGAAGAGGAAGGGGAAGAAGAAGAAAGAAUAAGAAAGAAAAGGGAAGAAGAGGAAAGAAGAAGAAGGGGAAGAAGGGGAAUAAGAAGAAGAGGAAGAAGGGGAAGAAGGGGAAGAAGAGGAAGAAGGGGAAGAAGGGGAAGAACAGGAAGAAGGGGAAGAAGAGGAAAAAGGGGAAGAAGAGGAAGAAGGGGAAGAAGAGGAAGAAGGGGAAGAAGGGAAAGAAGAGGAAGAAGGGGAAGAAGAGGAAGAAGUGA